AUGGCCGCAUCCAAACUGCAUGCGCCGACCAUGUCGCCAAUUGAGAAAUCCUCCAAUUCUUCUAAACGCAAGCGCGAUCUCGAUCCCAAUGCCUCCACGUCGACUCCUACCAAGAAACACAAGAAGGAAAAAAAGCGCGCCAGCUUGUCUACACCCUCGUCGGCAGGCGACGAAAGCAACCAGAAGCGAAAGCGACUCAAGGAUGGUCUCCAGGGUAGUGAUACCGAGGCCUCGCCCCGGAAAACAAGUUUUGUCUCGCCAGACAGCCGCAAAAAGGCUACUUCAAACUCACACAACGGCAUCGCUAAAGCAAGCAAGAAGCCAAAGGAUGGCGCACGAAAGAGUUCUCGGAAAGACAAUUCGGCGGAUGAUGAACCUGCAGCUGUGAGCCCAAAAUCCAUGAGCGACGAGGAGGAAGCGCAAGCCAGCGACGACACGCAAGAGCGCAAAGCCUCAAAGAACAAACAUGCCGGCAUCCUCUCCAAGUUCGAGCGUACGAAAUCCGUGGCCAGUGCGAAGGCGAAGAAAACCAAGCCCCAGGCUGAAGAGACAGUCGAAAAUGUUGCCGAGCCGGUUAUUGCGAAGGGCCUCGAACCAUUGCCCCAGCCGGAGAACCCACCUGAGCCCGAGGAAGCUCCCACCUACUCUUCCCUGCCACCGUGGUUGGCAAAUCCGCUGAGGACAUCGACCGAAGAUCGGACCAAAUUUUCGGAACUCGGCAUCAAAGAAGACCUUUUGCGAAUCCUGACGCAAAACAAUUACAAGGAGGCCUUUGCCGUCCAGUCUGCUGUUAUUCCCCUUCUCCUCGACGGGGACCGUCACCACCCCGGAGAUUUGUGUAUCUCGGCCGCUACGGGAUCCGGAAAAACACUCUCCUACGUGGUCCCUCUCGUCACCUCCCUAGAGUCGAGACCUGCGUCAAGAUUGCGAGGGUUGAUAGUGGUUCCUACGCGAGAGCUGGUCAAGCAAGCCCGAGAGGCCUGCGAGCUCUGUGCCGCAGGCUCACGGCUCCAUAUCGGUAGCGCGGUCGGCAACGUCGCUAUCAAGGAGGAACAAAAGCUCAUCAUGAGAACGGACCAAGUUUAUAACCCUGCCACUGUUGCCCAACGCCAGGCGGCAGGACUGCAAGAUAAUGACUGGGAGCACUUCAGCCUCGAGGACUGUGUUAGCGAGGCAAUCAAUUCGACUGGCUUUCUCCCAGGAUACAUUCAGCGACCUGAACCCAAUGUCGAUAUUCUCAUCUGCACGCCUGGUCGCCUAGUCGACCAUCUUCGCUACACCAAGGGGUUUACCCUUAAGCACAUCGAAUGGCUGGUGAUUGAUGAAGCUGACCGUCUCUUGAAUGAGAGCUUCCAGGAAUGGGUGGACGUGGUGAACGGUUCAUUGGAUUCCCGACAGGCCCCUGAGUCAUGGGGCGCCGGUGGAAAAUUCCUGUCGGAACUUGGACAUCCAAUUGAGAGCAAACCACCUAGGAAGGUAGUGCUGAGUGCGACCAUGACCCGUGACAUCUCGAAACUCAACUCCCUGCGCUUGGCCAAUCCCAAGAUGGUGAUCAUUGGCGCAGAUAACCCAGAUACCAACUUCACACUGCCAUCCACGCUGAGAGAACAUGUGGUGGCAGUGAAAGAUGAAUCUAUCAAGCCUCUCUACCUGCUUCAUCUCUUGCUUUCACACAUUGGCGUUAAGGCUGGAACAAAGGCUACUUGCAGAGAUGAUGCGUCCAAUUCCGACAGCACUAGCUCGGAUGAUACCUCCAGCGAUGGUGAAACUAGUUCGGAUGACUCCUCAGAUGAUGAGACCUCGUCUUCGGGUUCUGAUUCCGAGUCUGACUCGGACUCUGAUAGCGAUACCUCCAGCGAUGCUUCGAGUGACAUCUCCGACAGCUCGUCUGAUUCUGAUUCUGAUUCUGAAAUCGAUUCCGAUCCCAAGUCGAAGCCCAAGUCUGUUCAAAAAUUACAGGCCGGACCUACACGCCAAACUGUUCUCAUCUUCACCAAGUCUUCAGAGUCUGCCUCACGACUACACCUCCUUAUUUCUCUCAUUAACCGGCAGCUUGCCAGCCGCAUGGCGACUAUCAUUAAAUCUAACAAGUCGUCUGCAUCGCGCAAGACUCUGUCGGCUUACCGAAAGGGCAAGAUUGAUGUAAUCGUGGCGACCGAUCGUGCCUCUCGUGGUCUUGAUUUGCAUUCACUUCUGCAUGUCGUCAACUACGAUGUCCCCAGCAGUGCUACCACCUAUGUACACCGUGUGGGACGUACUGCCCGUGCUGGCAGAAAGGGCUCUGCCUGGUCCCUCGUCACGCACCGCGAAGGAAAGUGGUUCGCCAGCGAGAUCGCCAGCAGCAUCGACGGUCCUAUUACCCGUACCUCUGCUAUCGAGCGCGCCUCGGUGAAAUUGGACAGCCUCAAGCCGCUCCAGCCCAAGUUUGCAAUGGCUCUUGACAAGCUCGAGCAGGAAGUGCGGGCUAGCAAGACACAUUCAUCGAAGCGUUGA
This is a messenger RNA of Penicillium argentinense, 2493 nucleotides long. RefSeq names its product putative ATP-dependent RNA helicase DBP6. Gene Ontology annotation, molecular function: ATP binding; RNA helicase activity; nucleic acid binding. The transcript has a single exon. The record is from RefSeq and is a predicted model, not a curated record. Gene Ontology annotation, cellular component: nucleus. The coding region runs from base 1 to 2493 and encodes 830 amino acids. NCBI's taxonomy places the organism in Eukaryota, Fungi, Ascomycota, Eurotiomycetes, Eurotiales, Aspergillaceae.